Cydia fagiglandana is the source of this 3226-nucleotide messenger RNA. RefSeq names its product leucine-rich repeat-containing protein 15 (gene Lrt). Gene Ontology annotation, molecular function: protein binding. The coding region runs from base 905 to 3220 and encodes 771 amino acids. Lineage: Eukaryota; Metazoa; Arthropoda; Insecta; Lepidoptera; Tortricidae. The record is from RefSeq and is a predicted model, not a curated record. The transcript is spliced from 12 exons.
AAAUUGAUCAAACACAUCAUUUCUUCCUGGCACCAUGAAGCACCCUAGGACAUCUAAUUACAGACCAGAUAUCAUUACGAAUGUAUGAGCCAGCAAACGCGGCCCGCAAACACGAGCCGUACAGUGUACAAUGCUCCUGCACCAUCCAGAAUCAGUAGACACCCGCCUGCCCUUUUGUUUCGGCUCCCCGCUUAGGAUAACUGGAGAUUCAAGGGGUGAAGGGGCUCUACAUAUAAUGGGCUAAAGUCCCUAGCUCUUUCCUGCACUCGGCGGCAAAAAGUCGAAACGUGUGGGCCUGCAGACGUACCCGUUUCACCAUACAAGGCACUCCUUGGCGACUCGCUCAACGCACCAGCUCACAUAAUAUUGUUAGCCGAUAGCUUUUUAUGUCCAAUGCAUUAUUCGAUACUCAUUUAAAAUUCUAACAUCAGCUUAUAAAGAAAGCUCGCCAUUUCGAUGCGGUCCCCUGCUGAUGACGGUCGCCAGUAUAAAAUAAAUGACCGGCGUCUAAAGUAAAGAUAUCAGACUAUCUGCCCGUUUUAUUAAGCAGAUAUAUUACGCAAAUAAUUGAGUUUGGGAGCCGGUCCGCGCCUACGCUUCAAAAAUCGCGGGGGCGAUCGGAGGCUUCGGCGCGUGCUCAAACGCGCAAGCGCACCGUGCUAUACACACGCGUCAUUUAAAAUAUAAAAACCAAAAAAAAACAUACGAACGAGUGACCUUUCUUUAGAGUGACAGUUAAAAAGUGCGCGUGAUUUGAAGGUUCAAAUUUCGAAUUCGAAUAAACUAGUGCUGGAGUUGGCGAUAGUUAUCGAUGUUUGAGUUUAUGAAUGGAGUGUAGGAAGUGACGUCAUGAUUAGUGUUGUGACUGUGUGGAUGACAAUGAGCGAUCAUUAGAGCGGAAAGAAUGUGGUUAAUGGUGGGUGUGGCGCUACUGGUGGCGGGCGCGGGCGCGGAGUGGCGCUGCCCCGGACUGAGCGCGCGCCCUGCGGCCGAGUGUUCCUGCGAUCUGCCGCACACGCUGCGCUGCGCUGGCGACCACACUGCGCUGCAGAUAAUCGGCCGCCAUCUUCGAGAACAGCGCGCCAAGAACAAGAACACGACGGUCUCACUCCUCGACUGCGCCCUGCGUGGCGUAUCAGCGCUAACCGCGGUGUCUGUCACUGAGUUGGCUGGAGUCGGCCUGCACGGAUUGGUUAUAUCCUCGGGGGAUAUAAGGAGAGUGCAGUCGGGAGCCUUUAACAUGGUAGCUGGGACUUUACUAGCACUGGGUUUGCCCAAUAAUCAGCUGCCUUCAGUACCAACGGAGGCCAUAGCUCAUUUGUCAAUAUUGGAUCGUCUGGAUUUAUCUAACAAUAAGAUACAUGUUUUGGAUCGGACUUCGUUUAAGGGUAUACAGAAUCUGACAUACCUGGAUAUAAGCGACAACCAGCUGACCGACAUCGCGCCGGGCGCGUUCAAACCCUUGGAAAGGCUGGCGGUGCUGAAGCUUCGGGGGAAUCUGCUGAAAGUGGGGGCGCUGGCUUCGCUUAAGGAAGCCCACUUUUUACGAGACUUGGACUUAUCCAGUAACGCCUUGGAAGGCCCGUUGGGCCCCAACACCGUACCACCAUUGCCGUACCUGACCAACCUUCAGUUAUCCGACAACACUUUUGCGAGCAUACGGCGAGGAGCUUUAUCGGGACUUACCAAUCUGACCCACCUGAGCCUACACAAUAAUCAAAUCGAUGUUCUGGAAGACUACGCAUUUCGGCAUCUCCUCAACUUAACGCAUUUGGACCUGUCCCACAACGAGAUCGUGGCAGUGUCAGGGUCAUCAUUAGCCCAGCUAGUAUACCUGGUGCACCUGGACCUGUCCCACAACUUCCUGCGCUCCCUGUCCGCGGAGCCGCUGAGGGGUCUGCAGCGGCUGUCCGAGCUGAUGCUGCACGACAACGACAUCUCGAUCAUCGACGACGGCGCGCUGGCGCAGCACCCUCAGCUCACGAGGUUCACCAUCGAGGAUAACCCACUUAAUUGCGAUUGUCUAAUGGCGGGCUACGCUCGGUGGUUGCGGGAGGCAAAAAACCUCUCUCAAGCUGACAAGGCCGCUGCAGUCUGCACGACUCCUCCCCACUUAGAAGGAGCCCUUAUAUCCCGACUGUCGAAAAACAAACUGUGUGACGACUUUGAACAUGUCGAGAAGAUUGAGGUGGAUUAUAAGAUUGUCAAUACUGUUGAUGAAAAGGAUGAAUAUGAUGAUAAAGGGCUGGAUGAUGAUAUGUAUGAUGAUGAGAUGGGUGUGCCGGCGGAGGAGGAUUUGCCUAUUUCUAAAGCUAAGGUCUCUCUCCUCGACGCCUGGUUCGAUGAUGCAGAGGUCUACCUGUCCUGGUCAGUGGACCCGCCAUCGACACACCGGCUUAGAUGUACCGGUGUCACAGUGGCGCGAGGAGGCGGUCUGCCGAAACAAGUCGCUUGUCACAGAGCCGCGCCUGCUAAUGUGGUGCUGAGGGGGCUCAAGAUAGACCCGGUGGAUCAAUAUACAUUCUGCAUAGCUCUGGAAGAGAUGGACAGCAACGACAUCCCUCUCUCUCUCGUCCUUGGAUGCGGAGCCCCUCAGGUGGUGCGGCAGCGGGCCCCCUUUGUUACUCCCGUGCCCGUCCCCGUCACGCUUCCUGUCAGCAGAGAUAACUUGAGGGUAACUGAAGUUCGCUCCAACGUGACCAGCGACGGCCUUUUAACUGUCGUCAUAUCAAUGAUGGGCCUGCCAACUCCUCGCCCGUUCAUUCUUCCACGGUCACAAAGACUUUCAUCAACCACAAGACUACACAACUGCUACAUAGUUUUAGCUGUACUAUCCAGAGGUUCCUUAGUAGCUCAGAAGGACACGCCGUGUCAAUCGACUUUAGAAAUUUCUAUGGAAGGUUUCUUAAAAGGGCCUUAUGAGGUGUGUGCGACUUUAUCGAAAUACAAAGCGGAUGAUAGCAGAGCCAUCUGUAUAGUGCCUCAGGUAUUGGAGUCAGGGUCUUUAGAGAUGAAGGCUAGUUUUAAAAGUUUGAACGUGGCGUUGGUUGGAGUAGCUCUAGGUUUGAUGGUGAUUGUAGUGGGUUUAGUAUGGUUUGUUAGGAAGAUGUUGAAGAAACCAACUCAAUUUGAGCCUCACAGAUGUUUUAGGCCGGAGCCUGUGCCGGAGGAAAGUCCAAGAUCUAAUUAUGUGAUGCUGACUGCUACUUCCAAGGUUUAAUGGCUU